AGAGUGAGGAAGAAGAAAAUAGAUCGGCUGAAAGAGAUGACAGAGUGUAGCUUUUUCCUUUAUUUUUACAGUUGUUAAAUGUGCUUUCUUUGGUGGAUUUGACUGACAGACGCUCAGUCUUUGUGUUUGCUGUUGUCUCUUUGGUUUCUUGGAUGCUGAAGGAUUGAUGGGGAUGGAGAUACAACACAGUAACCCAGCACUGCUGUACACCUGGACACAAGAGCACCACUGACAGAGGUCUGUUAAGUGGUCACGACAGAGUGGGUGGACAGACAGAAGCUAAGUGUCCACAUCAGUGAACGUCCUCAGCACGGCUAUCAGGAGAACCAUCUAGCCAAUCGGAAGAGGUGAGGGGCGUGGCCAGCCAAUCGGAGGGGGAGAGAUGUUGGGGCAGGGUGGCCAUGAGGCCCUGGCUCUCAUGUCAUUACUGCUGCUACUGUGGCACGGAGCAGCACCCAUUGAAGUCCCACAAGACCCAAAGAUCCUGCAAGAGCUGAAGCAGCCCCCCACUAUAGUCAAACAGUCAGUGAAGGACUACAUUGUCGACCCCAGAGAUAACAUCAUCAUCGAGUGUGAGGCCAAGGGCAACCCAUUGCCAACAUUCUCAUGGCGCAGGAAUGGGAAGUUUUUCAACAUUGGGAAAGAUCCCAGGGUGACGAUGCGAAAACGCUCUGGGACUCUGGAGAUUGGUUUCCGUAGCGGUGGACGACCAGAGGACUAUGAGGGAGAGUACCAGUGUUUUGCCGUCAAUGACCUCGGAGUAGCUCUUUCCAACAAAAUCCUGCUCCGGGUCUCCAAGGCUCCUCUGUGGCCUAAAGAGGUGCUGGAGCCAGUGGUAGUGGCUGAAGGAUCCCCGCUGGUUCUGAGCUGCAACCCCCCACCAGGCUUGCCUCCUCCGUUCACGUUCUGGAUGAACAGCGCGAUGACUCCGAUACCUCAGGAUAAGAGAGUGUCCAUGGGUCUGAACGGAGAUCUGUACUUUUCUAAUGUUUUGGCCAAAGAUGCUCACACAGACUACAGCUGCAACGCUCGCUUCCUUUUCACACACACCAUCCAGCAGAAGAACCCCUUCACACUCAAAGUUCUGGCAAAGGAGCAGUAUAAUGACACAUCUUACAAUGCCACUGACCGCUAUGGUGGCCGAAGAAUAGCCAACUCCACGCUAAACUUCCUCUCACCUUCAGGGAGUGAGAGCUCCAAAAUGGUGCUACGAGAUGAGCAACUGCUGCUGGAGUGUAUCGCUUCUGGACUUCCGACACCCGCCAUCAAGUGGUUUAAGAAGGGCGGGGACCUCCCAGGGCAUAAGGUGAAGUUUGAAAACUUCAACAAAACUCUGAAGAUUAUCAACGUGUCGGAGGAAGAUGCUGGGGAAUAUAUGUGCAUGGCCAACAAUCAUUUUGGCAGCAUACGCCGCUCCAUCUUCGUUCAGGUCAAAGCUGCUCCUUAUUGGCUGGACAAACCUACAAACCUGGUGCUAGCCCCGGAUGAGAAUGGGCGGCUGGUGUGUCGGGCCAACGGCAACCCUAAACCCAACAUCCAGUGGCUGCUCAACGGAGCGCCCAUAGACAGCUCUCCCCACAACCCGAGCAGACAGGUUCUUGGUGACACCAUCAUCUUUCGCUCGGUGCAGAUGGGAAGCAGCGCUGUCUACCAAUGCAACGCCUCCAACCAGCACGGCUAUCUGCUGGCCAACGCCUUUGUCAGCGUUCUUGACAUGCCUCCCAGGAUGCUGGGCCCUAAAAACCAGCUGAUUAAAGUCAUUGAGAACAAUCACACCUUCCUGGACUGUCCCUUCUUUGGUUCCCCUCUGCCAGAGUUACGCUGGUUUAAAAAUGGACAGGGCAGUGGGCUGGAUGGAGGUCAGUACCGUGUUUACAUCAAUGGCACCCUAGAGAUCAAAAGGGCCCGAGCAGAGGACGAGGGCACUUACACCUGUGUGGCCAACAGCAUCUUGGGCAAGGACGAGAACCAGGUUCGCCUGGAGGUCAAAGAGCCCACUCGUAUCGUUCGGGCCCCGGAGCACCAGUCAGCCAUCAGGGGCUCCACGGCUCACUUCGACUGUAAGGUGAAGUCUGAUCCCAGCCUGCACGUCACUGUGGCCUGGACCAAGGACGACAAGCCUCUCUACCUGGGAUGGAGGCUGAAGAAAGAAGAGGAGUCGCUGACCAUCCCCAAUGUGAAUGAGGGCGAUGAGGGAACAUACACCUGCACUGUUAAAUCUGAGAUAGACCAGGACUCAGCCUCAGCCCGCCUCACUGUGUUAGAGGAAGCCUCCCUCCACCCCUCAGUCUCUAGUGCCUUGCCAGACCGUCCAGACCCCCCCAUGGAUCUGGAUCUGUCAGACCCAGCAGCCCGAAGUGUUCGCCUCACCUGGAUCCCUGGAAACGACCAUAGGAGUCCAAUCACUGAAUUCCUGGUCCAGUUUGAGGAGGACCACUGGGAGCCGGGACGGUGGCAGGACUUGUCCUCUUACCCUGGAGACCUCAACUCUGUCAUCCUGCAGCUCUCCCCCUUCGUCAACUAUCAGUUCAGGGUCAUCGCCGUGAACUCGGUGGGCCAGAGUCAGCCCAGCCGCCCCUCGCCACGAUACAAGACCAGUGGAGCUGCUCCAGAUGCCAUUCCCAGAGGUCUACGAGGAUGGGGGUCCAAGAAGGAUAAUAUGGAGAUCACCUGGGAGCCACUGCUUGAUCUGGAGAGAAAUGGCCCAAACCUGCACUACAAUGUGAUGUGGAAACGGAAGGAAUUAGCAGAGGAGUGGAGUAAUGUGACCACGGUGAUGUCCAAACAUGUCGUCUACAACACAGAAACCUACGUGCCUUAUGAGAUCAAAAUCCAGGCCAUAAAUGAGUUUGGAAAAGGACCUGAGUCUAAUAUGGUCAUUGGAUAUUCUGGAGAGGACAAGCCCACUGAUGCUCCCACUGACCUGCGGGUGGCAAAGGUUGACAGCACCAAGGCGAACAUCCACUGGAAGCCAGUGGACCUGAGCUCUGUCCACGGAGAGUUUAAGGAGUACAGAUUGUACUACUGGCGUGAGUCCAGUCUGGUUCCAGGUCUGGUGGUCAGUAAGGAAAAGAAGACCAAAGGUUUCUACAGCGUCAUGGCCGAGCCGUCUGGCAUCCUCAGCGACCUGGUGCCCUUUUCUAAAUACAAGAUGUUCAUGGUUGUGGCUAACAACGCCUUUGAGGGUCCACCUAGCAACACGGUGGAAUUCACUACCAAGGAAGGAGUGCCAGAUGCUCCGAAGUUCUUCAGGAUUAACCGGAGAAGUUUUGACACCCUCUACCUUGAAUGGGACAAACCUCUGGAGCCCAACGGCAUUGUGAUUGGAUAUCAGCUCAGAUACCAAGCAGUCAAUGGCUCCAGGGUGGGUCGUCCCCAUUUGGAGACUUUUCUACCUAAUGUGACAGAGUUCACCCUGCGCCUGCCGGACCGUUCUACCCGCUAUAAGUUCUACCUGUCAGCGCUCUCCCAGGUGGGAAAAGGGGAGGUCUACGCGGAGGAGUCCCCACAUUUCGCCAAUGAAGAAAACUUUACUGACACUACAGGUCUAGUCGAGCUUACAGACGCCUCCUUGGCUUCAGCUUUCUCUCCUACUCCUCCUCCUCUCGCUCCUCUUCCUCCUACUACCAUCGCUCCUACAACCAUUAGUACCUCAACGACUCCUCCAACUACGACUUCUACUACUACUACCACAACUACUACUACUCCUCCUACUACCACCACCACCACUACAACUGAGGCAACCACUACCACUACAGCUCCUGCGCUGGUCACCAUCAAACUGCCCCCUGGGCGGGAGAUCUGGAAUGUGACGGUGGUGCCUAACAGUAACUACGCUAACGUCAGCUGGAGACACAACUUCCCGGCCGGCAGCAGCGAGUUUGUGCUAGAGUACACACUGGACAGCGACAAGACGGUGAAAGUUGUCCCAGUGCCAGAACAGUCCUCCAUUACUCUGGCGGAUCUGAUCCCAGGCGCCACGUACCAUCUGAGGGUUUACUCCCAUGAGCUCAACAGCAUCAGCAGCAAAUCUUACACCUUUAAGACCAAAGCAGCCUACAUAGACCAGGUAGACAUAGCCACUCAAGGCUGGUUCAUUGGCUUGAUGUGUGCCAUCGCCCUCAUCAUACUGAUCCUCCUCAUCGUCUGCUUCAUCAAGAGGAGCCGCGGGGGCAAAUACCCAGGUGGUGGUUGCAUGACUGGUUUCGCAAAAUAUCUCGUCCGUGACAAAAAAGAUCUUCCCUUGGACCCAGUAGAUCAGAAAGACCAGGAUGGAUCCUUUGAUUACCACAGCGAUGAGGACAACAAGCCGCUCCAGGGCAGCCAGACGUCGCUGGAUGGCAACGUGAAGGAAAGUGACGACAGUCUGGUAGACUACGGCGAAGGCGGCGACGGCCAGUUCAACGAAGAUGGAUCCUUCAUUGGCCAGUACACAGUAAAGAAGGACAAGGAUGAAACAGAAGGCAACGAGAGCUCUGAGGCCACCUCGCCGGUCAACGCCAUCUACUCGCUGGCGUAGCGCUGUAGCAGCACACGGGGACGUGGUGGCACCCUUUGAUCUGAGGGACACAACACCAUACAGCAGACACAAACACACACACACACACAAACAUACACACACAUGAAUAUAUUAAGAAAUGAAACAAAUUAAACACAGGAUGAACACAGCAGGGCCUGUCUGGAGACUGUGGAGGCUUCCCUCUGCAGAUAACAUGAAAGGGAACACGGGAGUGGAAUUAGACCACAAGCCUUUAUUUUAGUUUCCAGCUCGAAGAAAUCGGCCCACUGGAGGUGACGUUUGGACAAAGAGGACAGUGCUUGUUUUCCUCUGCACUCUGCCUGCCCUUACACGGACUCGAAGUGUGCCUUUGGGGCAGCUUUCAGCACUUGGAGGCAUCAACAAGAUUUUUCUUUGGUUUGUUUCUGCUCUGAACAUUUUCUGUGUCCCUGCUCUCCUUUCCUGAUAAGCCCCUCACACCUCUGUGUAGCGUCUCAGUAAAGUACACACACACACACACACACACUGGCCCUGUCCUGUAACAUAUCAGCUUCUAACCAUCAAAUUCAACAGGAUGCCGGCAGAUAUGUUUAUCAUAUUGAUAUUUACGCAAUGAAAGGUUUUAGUUUUUCCACAGCUGGUAGACGAGUCAUUGAAUCUUAAUAAGUGCUGUAUACAGUCCUGGCACACAUUUUAGUGCCCUGCUAAACUAUGCACUAUCACCUCUUCCAUACCAUCUUGGGUUUAAUCUGGUUAGUAAAGAACACAUUUUGAGUUUCCUUUUUGUUUACCCUUGCAGGCUAGAUGACAUGACUUUAUUUACUUUGCCUUGUUCGAUGUGGUAGACUUGUUAUCUUACCUCUUAAUCCAAUGUUGAAGUCCAGAUGUUCAAAAUGGCCAUCACCAUAAAAUAUAUUUCUGCCACAAGCACCAAGCUCUGCAACAGUAUGUUGUUUAAAAUAUAAUAAAUGUUAUUUUGGAGCAUGGUUGUAUAGUGCAAGAGAAGUGGAAGGCAACACAGAGGAAAGUUAGAGUAGUAGCUCACAACCCAGUGAACUCCAUAGAUAGCAUGAAGGCUAAUGCUGCAUUCAUGUCAAAUGGGAACAGCUGUUGGUUGACAGUUUAAAUGCUGACAGUUGUACUUUGGAGUUGGUAAGCUUCCAUGUUCUGUUUUUCUGCUGACAUGGGAGUUUCUAAUUUGCUACUUAUUUGAUACUUUUGAAAGUAUGUUUCAUACAACAUCACAUAAUUCCUUUUUUUAAGUUGUAAACCAACAUCUACAUGCUCUCCCAUGACACGUGAAUGCAGCAUGAGAGGCUGGGAUCCUUAGGGUGUGUUCAGACUACAUUUCUGCCUGCGUUUUUCACAUACAUUUUGUCGCUGGAUUUUUAUCGUUUUGCAGUUUCAUUUUUUUUUGCCUUAAACAGCAAGACACAUACAAAGCCGUCAGCUAGUUAGCAACCUCUAGUUCGUUCUGUUACUUUCUUCAAGACCUCUCUUUCCUUGUCAUGUUUAUUAAUUGAGUACUUACGCCUUGAAAUAGGUGAGAAGUUUUUCUUAAGUUGGAACAUUUUGAGCUCAUGUCGACACAUCUUUGGCUUAAUUCAUUCAUUUGUGUCCUUCCACGUCUGUGCAUUGACCCUAUAUGCAAUCACACCGCCUCGAAACUUCUCUUUGUGAUUUGUCUGAAUCCACCUUUACAGAGGGAUCUACGCCUCUUUCUCUACUUCUAGUUUUUAUAAACCUAAUUCAUUUGUUAAUCAAGAUGAAAAUAGACAGCGUUAGGGCCGCGUAGAAUACUUGAAUUAAAUGACGAGAUUUACAGCAUGAAAAUAUAUACAUUAAAUUCACAUCCACCUUUGAAAUGAAACGUAUCAACACAUUUUUUUAACGUUUUUGCAAAAGAAGAUAAAAAGAAACAGAGCCUAAGAUCAUGUUUUUAGAAGUAUGUCCGCUGAGUAUUUCACUUGUCCUACAUCCACAUUUGUCACGCAGUCAUUCUGUUAGCAGACUGAUGGACUGAUAGUCAGAUAUUUGCUUGUUUUUAUUUAUACUAAAUGUUCACCGAGUGCUCAUUUGUUUUUACAGCAUCAUUUUGGCACUCUGUAGUUACCUGCUACUCAACAGCACUAUUAAACCCUCCAGUGCUAAAGCAAAAAGGUCUUUAAUGCAGUUAGCAACUGGAGAUCACAUUGUAUUUCAAAUAUUUAUUUUAUAUUUCUAUUUAUUACAUUAUGUGGAUAGUAUUAAUAUUAGUGCUUAAUUUAAUAAUUGUUAUAUACACAUUUUUGACUUACUUAUUUUGUUGUUUCACGCUAGAAAUAGCCAGAAAAAAGAUGUCUCCAGAAUCUGUUAUUGUUCAUCGUGAGAGGCAUUAAACACAACAGUAUGUUCAAGAUAUUUGUGAUAUUUGUAGCAGCUGGCUUUUCUGCUGUAAACAAAACAACAACAAAAUACCUGUCAUGGUACAUGAAAAAGGUCAUGUUUCUCUGUCCAUUGUGCUGCUCUUCUCGUACUCAUGUGGUAUUACAGUUACUAUGUGUUGUUAUUCAGAUUUAUGUAACAUAACCUUUCCACCACGCAGAAAAUUAAUAUUGUUGCUUAUUAUUUAUUUGACAUAUAUUCUGUACAUGUAGGUCCUGAAAUCUCUUAUAUUUGUAAAUAUUUAAAAGUCAAUUUCCCCAGAAAAAUGCUUUAUCCGAAAAGGAAACAAAAAGUCACAAAGAAAAUGCGACAGGUGCAUCCUAAGUCUGUCAUGCACCUUUGUAAUGUAGCUUUGACUAACAUUUGCACUCUGAAAGAGUAACAAGAAUCAUCCUUCACUCUAUGUUGCCCUUUGCUUUGACAUUGUGAUAUAUGGUACUGACUGUGGCAAGUCUAUCAGUCACUUGUUUGAUGAUGGUUUGGAUUCUAUAUUGUGAAAGAGGAAUACGUUAUAUUCUCUAUGAUGUAAAUAAGACGUAAGUGCUCCUGCAAUAUACCGUUUGUAGCAUUGUCGCACACAAACCGCUAGUAGGCCUAAAAACAUGCAUUAGCUGAAGUAUUGGAACAAACCCCACCUUCUUCUUACAUUUAUCAUAUCUCUGAGACUGCACACAUUCCUUCCCUGGAUGCUUUUAACCUGACAUGACUGUUGUUGCAUAGCUAGUCUCAUUACAGUGGCCACCUCGCAGGACUAAAGGUUGACUCUGCUCCUAAUCCACAGAAUACGCAGUGCCCAAAAUUGUGAAAUCACAUGUAAAUGUAUUUUUUUUAACCUUUAUUUAACCAGGAAGUCCCAUUGAGAUUCUGAAUCUCUUUUUCAAGAGAGACCUGGCCAAAAUAGCAGCCAAAACUCAACAAAAGUGUAAAAAACAAAAACAAAAAAAAACCAUGAUGUGAUGUUAAGUUAUGUGGUAAAUACUAUGGUAAAUUUGGGUUGGAUCACUUCUUGACCACUGACAGCAGUGCAGCAGGUAAAAGGGAAAAUAUAUUGAUAUAAAUCUGAAAUCUGAGUUUACUCCCAGUUGUUAUUAAUUACAUCCUGCAGCUUUGCAUGAGUAAACUUUAUCUGAUAUAAUUACAACAAGUUGACAAUAAUUAAACUGCACAAUAAACAUGUGACUGGGCCACAAUCAAUUGACAAAAUGUGGGCAAAAGAAGGCAGAACAUCCUUUGUCAAUCCAUUAUGACAUUUUCAACUUGCAGACUAUGACGGAGGGGCCCCGAAAUGAACACAACACAUGUUGGGGUGACAGGCUGCCAUUUUGGAAUAAGUUCUGACUCAAUAUUUCUCACCCCAUUAAACACAGAGAUGUCUGAUUCUCCUAAAACACAACUUCUCUUACACUAAUUCCCUCUUCCAAAAACUUGUGUUCCCCUCUGUUUCUCUGCAGACACUCAAAGCAAUAUCCUCUGAGUUUUAAUCAGCGGGGUGUUUUUUCUGAUGCCAUUGUAUGUUCACUCUUAUGUUGGUGUGACCACGGUUAGUUUGAGCACGAGCACAGGCUUCUUGACAAAAACAGGAGACCACUGCUGAAGUAGAAGAAAAACAGGAAGAAAAAGCACUGAGAGAUCAAACACAUAUAGGUCUGAACUUUCUCACUGGACUCAUUGAAGCGGUUUCUGGCAUGAUGAUAAAAGAAAAGAGAAUGAUGCAUAUUUGGUGACACACAGUGCUUUUUUUCUUGUCCUUUUAUUCAUGCUCGUUGAAUCUCUUGUCUACUGUCUGCAUUGUCUCAGCUCACCUUUAAAGGGGGGAAAGAAAAUGUCAAUGUGCUGUUUUACUGCUUUGUGUUUCUUCAUUAAAAAGAGCUGCAAAGUGUAGAAUUUUUCUGGUGCACAUACGAGAUUUGCAACUGGAUUUUUUCAAUGAUUGAUCACAUGCUGUUUGGCUUUUUUUUUAAUUAAUUGUCAUAUUAGCAUCUUCUUGUUUUUGCCAUAUGUAUCAGAGCAGCUCGUCAAAGUCUUGCUUCAACACGCAAAAUAACAGCUUUUGUAAGGUACAUACUCAACAGAAAAAUGCAUAAAUAUAUUCACCAUGUAUGCGUGUAUGAUGAGAUGUUGCAACUUCUGCUAGCGACGCCUUCUUUAUAGUAAAGCUAUCUCCUUUUCUCUA
Molecule: messenger RNA, 9095 nt
Organism: Centropristis striata (black sea bass)
Lineage: Eukaryota; Metazoa; Chordata; Actinopteri; Perciformes; Serranidae
Gene: nfasca
Product: neurofascin homolog (chicken) a
Exons: 34
Coding region: 383-4519 (1378 amino acids)
Biological process (GO): cell-cell adhesion; brain development
Molecular function (GO): cell-cell adhesion mediator activity
Source: RefSeq, a predicted model, not a curated record